UCGCUCCCGCCGGGGCAGGGCGGCCGCGGAGCAGCUCGAGAGCCCUGUGGCCGUGACCGCGGGCGGGCCCGUGAUCCGGAGCCGGCCGAGCGGGGCCGGAGCCCGCGGCUGGGGGAGGCGCGCCGAGAGCCGGGCGCGAGGCUGCCGCCCGGGUCGGGACCGCACGGAGGAGGCUGAGGAGGCGCUGAGGAGACUGACGAGGCGCUGGGGAGACGCCGAAAGAGGCUGACGAGGCGCCGAGGAGACUGGGGAGGCGCUGAGGAGACCGGCGAGGCUGACGAGGCGCUGAGGAGGCUGAGGAGAAGGAUCCCCGCGCGCCCGCCCGCCGCCGCCCGGCCUCCCGCGCCCGCGCCCGCCCGCCUCGGUGCGGUUCCUCCGGGUUCGAGCGGCGGCCGCCGAGGAGCCCUCCGCCGGCGAACAAAGAGGAGGCCGGCAGGGCGGGGGCGUCUGCGGCGAGCAUGGCGGACCGCAGCCUGGAAGGCAUGGCCCUGCCGUUGGAGGUGAGGGCCCGGCUGGCGGAGCUGGAGCUGGAGCUGUCGGAAGGUGACAUUACACAAAAGGGAUAUGAAAAGAAGAGGUCAAAAUUAAUUGGCGCCUACCUUCCCCAGCCUCCAACAGCGAAUGGAGCUGCCGUGGUUCGGUGUAGACUGCAGCCCGGUGAAGGCGUGCCGAGGAGACCUUUCCGCUCUGCCCACAUCGGGGUGUGCGACAUCCGAGAAGCUGCCGCCCGGGAGCGGGCUGCCAGUGCAGCUGGGAACCGGCCUCUGUUUUACUUUCGUUUCGGAGUGGACCAAGCUUUGCCUCAAGAGCGACGGGCACCUGUCACUCCUUCCUCAGCUUCUCGUUACCACCGCCGAAGAUCCUCAGGUUCUCGAGAUGAACGUUAUCGGUCAGAUGUUCAUACAGAAGCUGUCCAAGCAGCUCUUGCUAAACACAAAGAAAGGAAGAUGGCAGUACCUAUGCCUUCCAAACGAAGAUCUCUGGUUGUACAGACUUCCAUGGAUGCCUACACACCCCCAGAUACUUCUUCUGGUUCAGAAGAUGAAGGCUCAGUGCAGGGUGAUUCCCAGGGAACCCCGACCUCUAGCCAGGGCAGCAUCAACAUGGAGCAUUGGAUCAGCCAGGCCAUCCAUGGCUCUACCACAUCAACCACCUCCUCUUCCUCCACUCAGAGUGGGGGCAGUGGGGCAGCACACCGGCUGGCAGAUGUCAUGGCUCAGACACACAUAGAAAAUCAUUCUGCACCUCCUGAUGUAACAACAUACACCUCAGAACACUCAAUACAAGUGGAAAGGCCGCAGGGCUCUACCACAUCCCGGACAGCACCAAAGUAUGGCAAUGCUGAGCUCAUGGAGACUGGGGAUGGUGUACCAGUAAGUAGUCGGGUAUCAGCAAAAAUUCAGCAGCUUGUUAAUACUCUUAAACGACCGAAGCGGCCACCAUUACGGGAAUUCUUUGUUGAUGACUUUGAGGAAUUGUUAGAAGUUCAACAACCAGAUCCAAACCAACCAAAGCCAGAGGGCGCCCAGAUGCUGGCCACAAGAGGGGAGCAGUUGGGAGUAGUCACAAACUGGCCACCCUCUUUAGAAGCUGCACUACAACGAUGGGGGACCAUCUCACCGAAGGCCCCCUGCCUGACCACUAUGGACACAAAUGGAAAACCUCUGUACAUCCUCACUUAUGGAAAACUAUGGACAAGAAGUAUGAAGGUUGCUUAUAACAUUCUACAUAAACUAGGUACAAAGCAAGAGCCUAUGGUACGACCUGGAGACAGGGUGGCUCUAGUGUUCCCUAACAAUGACCCUGCUGCUUUUAUGGUGGCCUUCUAUGGUUGCUUGCUGGCUGAAGUUGUUCCUGUCCCCAUUGAAGUGCCACUCACAAGAAAGGAUGCAGGGAGUCAGCAGAUAGGUUUCUUGCUUGGAAGCUGUGGAGUAACUGUUGCCUUGACUAGUGAUGCCUGUCACAAAGGACUUCCAAAAAGCCCAACAGGAGAGAUCCCACAGUUCAAAGGUUGGCCAAAGCUGCUGUGGUUUGUCACAGAAUCAAAACACCUCUCUAAACCUCCUAGGGAUUGGUUUCCACACAUCAAAGAUGCAAAUAACGAUACAGCUUAUAUUGAGUAUAAGACGUGUAAAGAUGGAAGUGUUCUUGGGGUGACCGUGACGAGGAUAGCACUGCUGACACACUGUCAGGCACUCACACAGGCCUGCGGUUAUACAGAAGCUGAAACUAUUGUGAAUGUUCUAGACUUCAAGAAGGAUGUGGGGCUCUGGCAUGGCAUACUGACAAGUGUCAUGAACAUGAUGCACGUCAUCAGCAUCCCGUACUCACUGAUGAAGGUAAACCCCCUCUCCUGGAUCCAGAAGGUCUGCCAGUACAAAGCUAAAGUGGCUUGCGUGAAAUCAAGAGACAUGCACUGGGCACUUGUAGCACAUAGAGAUCAGAGAGAUGUCAACUUGUCCUCCCUCCGCAUGUUAAUAGUGGCUGAUGGAGCAAAUCCUUGGUCUAUUUCUUCUUGUGAUGCGUUUCUCAAUGUCUUCCAGAGUAAAGGCCUUCGGCAGGAGGUCAUCUGUCCCUGUGCCAGCUCACCAGAGGCCCUCACUGUGGCAAUCCGGAGGCCCACAGAUGACAGCAACCAGCCACCAGGGCGAGGUGUGCUAUCCAUGCAUGGGCUGACCUAUGGUGUGAUCCGGGUGGAUUCGGAGGAGAAGCUGUCAGUGCUCACAGUUCAGGAUGUGGGCCUUGUCAUGCCUGGAGCCAUCAUGUGUUCUGUGAAGCCAGAUGGGAUUCCUCAGUUGUGCAGGACAGAUGAAAUCGGGGAGCUCUGUGUCUGUGCAGUUGCCACAGGAACAUCAUACUAUGGCCUCUCUGGCAUGACCAAGAACACCUUUGAGGUAUUUCCCAUGACCAGCUCUGGGGCUCCAAUCAGUGAAUACCCAUUCAUAAGGACAGGUUUGCUGGGAUUUGUUGGUCCUGGAGGCCUUGUCUUUGUUGUGGGUAAGAUGGAUGGCCUGAUGGUAGUCAGUGGACGAAGACACAAUGCCGAUGACAUAGUCGCCACAGCCUUAGCUGUAGAGCCCAUGAAGUUUGUCUACAGAGGAAGGAUAGCUGUGUUCUCAGUGACCGUCCUUCAUGAUGAAAGGAUAGUGAUUGUGGCUGAGCAGAGGCCGGACUCCACAGAGGAAGACAGUUUCCAGUGGAUGAGCAGAGUACUCCAGGCAAUUGACAGUAUACAUCAAGUUGGAGUUUAUUGCCUGGCCUUGGUACCAGCAAAUACCCUUCCCAAAACCCCACUUGGUGGCAUCCAUUUGUCAGAAACAAAGCAGCUUUUCCUGGAGGGCUCCCUUCACCCCUGCAAUGUCCUGAUGUGCCCACACACCUGUGUCACAAAUUUACCUAAACCUCGGCAGAAGCAGCCAGAAAUUGGUCCUGCCUCAGUGAUGGUGGGAAACCUGGUUUCUGGGAAGAGGAUCGCCCAGGCUAGUGGCAGAGACCUGGGUCAGAUAGAGGACAAUGACCAGGCCCGGAAGUUCCUGUUCCUCUCAGAGGUCUUACAGUGGAGAGCGCAGACCACCCCAGAUCACCUGCUAUACACACUGCUCAAUUGUCGGGGAACAAUAGCAAACUCCUUGACGUGUGUUCAGCUACACAAGCGUGCAGAGAAGAUAGCAGUGAUGCUGAUGGAAAGGGGCCACCUACAGGAUGGAGACCAUGUGGCAUUAGUCUACCCUCCAGGAAUAGACCUUAUUGCUGCAUUUUAUGGUUGCCUGUAUGCAGGCUGUGUGCCAAUCACUGUGCGGCCUCCACAUCCACAGAACAUUGCAACGACAUUGCCUACAGUCAAGAUGAUCGUAGAGGUGAGUCGCUCUGCUUGUCUCAUGACAACACAAUUGAUUUGUAAACUGCUUCGGUCCAGAGAGGCAGCAGCAGCUGUAGAUGUCAGGACAUGGCCCCUCAUACUGGACACAGAUGAUUUGCCAAAGAAGCGGCCUGCCCAGAUCUACAAACCUUCCAAUCCAGACACACUGGCCUACCUUGACUUUAGUGUGUCCACAACGGGGAUGCUAGCCGGUGUAAAGAUGUCUCAUGCAGCCACCAGUGCCUUUUGCCGUUCUAUUAAGCUGCAGUGUGAGCUUUACCCUUCUAGAGAAGUGGCCAUCUGCUUAGACCCUUAUUGUGGACUUGGGUUUGUCCUCUGGUGUCUCUGCAGUGUAUACUCGGGGCACCAGUCCAUUCUGAUCCCACCCUCUGAGCUGGAGACCAACCCUGCCUUGUGGCUUCUUGCUGUGAGUCAGUACAAAGUCCGGGAUACCUUCUGUUCCUAUUCAGUGAUGGAGCUUUGCACCAAGGGGCUGGGCUCACAAACUGAGUCCCUCAAGGCACGAGGACUGGACUUGUCCCGAGUAAGAACCUGUGUGGUUGUAGCAGAAGAGCGUCCCCGAAUCGCCCUCACACAGUCUUUCUCAAAGCUCUUUAAGGACUUGGGCCUCCACCCACGGGCUGUUAGCACUUCCUUUGGCUGCAGAGUGAACCUGGCGAUUUGCUUACAGCCCCACAGGCUGUGGACACUGGCCGAGCAGGGGACAUCUGGACCUGACCCCACAACUGUCUAUGUUGACAUGAGAGCCCUGAGACAUGACAGAGUACGGUUGGUAGAAAGAGGAUCUCCUCACAGCUUACCUCUGAUGGAGUCUGGAAAAAUACUUCCUGGGGUCCGGAUCAUUAUUGCCAAUCCAGAAACAAAAGGACCGCUGGGGGACUCCCACCUUGGAGAGAUCUGGGUCCACAGUGCCCACAAUGCCAGUGGCUAUUUUACCAUUUAUGGAGAUGAAUCUCUCCAGUCUGAUCAUUUCAACUCCCGAUUGAGUUUUGGAGACACCCAGACCAUCUGGGCCCGAACAGGCUACCUGGGCUUCCUGAGGAGAACUGAGCUCACAGAUGCAAAUGGAGAGCGCCAUGAUGCCCUCUAUGUGGUGGGGGCACUGGAUGAAGCCAUGGAACUGCGAGGCAUGAGAUACCACCCGAUAGACAUUGAGACUUCAGUCAUCAGAGCCCACAAAAGUGUCACAGAAUGUGCUGUCUUUACCUGGACAAACCUGUUAGUGGUUGUGGUUGAACUUGAUGGGUCAGAGCAGGAAGCCUUGGACUUGGUUCCCUUGGUAACCAAUGUGGUCCUGGAAGAGCAUUACCUGAUUGUAGGAGUGGUGGUCGUGGUGGACAUCGGUGUUAUCCCCAUCAACUCCCGGGGAGAGAAACAACGAAUGCACCUGCGAGACGGGUUCUUGGCAGACCAGCUGGAUCCCAUCUACGUGGCCUAUAACAUGUAGUCUCAUCACUUUGGCUUCCACAGACUUUUCUACGGAUGUGACCAGUUUUUUGUUUGUGUUUUUAUUUUUUUUCCUCCAGUGUCCACAGAGACAUGCAGACACUUGGGCCACAUUCAAAGGAGGAGCCUAAUGCGGUGGGGUUGGGGGUAGGACUUCUAGGAGCAGUCACCCUGGCAUGGAGAUGAAAUGUGAAUUUAUUCUGGAUUUUGCUCAGAAGGACUUUGGAUCACUGCCUUCAGUUUGCUGGAAAAGCUCAUUUUAAAAACUUUCUCUUUUUUUUCUUUCUUUUUUUUUUUUUUUUAAUUAUUGGAUAAUAAGUGCUCUCUUGGUAAAUGUGGUAUUUUGUUAAGCCGAAAUAGCGAUUAAAAAAAAUUCUACCCUCCAAAUGGGUUCUUUUAAACAAUUUAUGUAGUGUGACAAAGAAUUGUUUUCUCUGUUUUAAUGUGUCAUGAAAUCUUAAUGACAUGGAUCUAAUUUAAGCCAUCGCUAGAUCUCACCCUUCUAGGAGAGUUUAUUGAGGUACGAGAACCUUCCAGGUAGCACCUUCCAAUUAGAUUUUAGCAGCUUUCUUUGUCAGAGACAUGCAGAAGAAACAGAGGCCAGUUUAUGGCCUUUGAAGUUAACAUAGAAUGAGAAGUGAUUAUAAAUAAGGUAUUUCGGCAACUAUCUUGCAGAUAUCUUUGUACUAAACUAAAAAGAUAAAAUAAGUUAACUUCCUCGAUAUGUAAUUAUGUAC
Molecule: messenger RNA, 6063 nt
Organism: Psammomys obesus (fat sand rat)
Lineage: Eukaryota; Metazoa; Chordata; Mammalia; Rodentia; Muridae
Gene: Dip2c
Product: disco interacting protein 2 homolog C
Exons: 39
Coding region: 459-5327 (1622 amino acids)
Source: RefSeq, a predicted model, not a curated record